Messenger RNA from Ananas comosus (pineapple), 2187 nucleotides. Its product is annotated as serine/threonine-protein kinase STY46-like. Gene Ontology annotation, molecular function: ATP binding; protein kinase activity. The record is from RefSeq and is a predicted model, not a curated record. The coding region runs from base 181 to 1950 and encodes 589 amino acids. Gene Ontology annotation, biological process: protein phosphorylation. NCBI's taxonomy places the organism in Eukaryota, Viridiplantae, Streptophyta, Magnoliopsida, Poales, Bromeliaceae. The transcript is spliced from 17 exons.
UCCUCUUUCGCUCUCUCCCCCCCCCCCACAUCUCUCUCUAAAACCCUAGGGUUUAGGUCUUUAGCCCAUCGGAUUCCCCCCCACCUCUCCCCCGCUCGAUCGCGAUGGGCCUUGUCGUCAUCGUCCUCGUCGUCCUCCUCGUCGGUUGAGAGGGCGGGGAAAGGGUGGGGGGCCCCGGUAAUGGCGGAGCUCGAGGAAGGGACGGGGGAGAGCUCGUCGCCGCCGAGGGGAUUCCGCGGCGGCGUGCACGUGUUGUGCGACAUCAGGAACCAGAUCUACGCUCGGCUCGUCGAGAGCGGAUGCGAGGAGGCCGUCGCCGAUCCCGAUCGCUUCCGCAAGCAGCUCGAAGCCCACUUCGAUCGGUUCCCUGAGAGUUAUUCUCUGGACGUACAUGCUGCUAGAGCGGAGGAUGUUCUGUUGCAUCAGAAGAUUCUUGCUGAAUCUGAGGACCCAAAGAAUCGCCCGGUCUUCCAUGUCCGGUUUCUAAAGAAUGAUGAUAUGCAACCAUCCCCAUAUAUUGGUUCGUCUUCAGAAGGAUGCCAUAGUAACGGUAAUAAAGGUGAUCUCCCACCAAAUAGAAGGAUUGAGUUUGAACCUUGCUCAAGGCUUGAAGACCUGAAUUUGAACAUGAGAAAAAUUUCCAAGGACAUUGAGGAUAGAAGUGAUCCAUCGGAAGCUCUUUCUACAAGGAAUGACAUCAGGCAUGUCCCUAUCCACGAAAUAACUUUCUCCUCCAUUGACAAGCCCAAGGUGCUUUGUCAGUUGUCUGCCGUGCUCUCUGAUGUUGGCUUAAACAUUCGUGAAGCUCAUGUAUUUUCAACAUUGGAUGGCUAUUGCUUAGAUGUGUUUGUUGUUGAUGGAUGGUUUACAGAGGGGACAGAUGAUCUGCUCAAGGAGCUCAGGGAGGCGGCAACAAGAAAUAAUGUAUGUUACUUUCUUCAUCUGAAUUCUGUUCUGUUGUCUGGCUCGCUGCAUUCUUCAGCCUCAGGCAGAAUACUUGAACUGCACCAAAGAGUUGCUGACACGGAUAUUGACACAAAGUUCUUGAAAAUGGGAGAGAAGAUUGCAGUUGGUUCUUGUGGAGACUUAUUUCGUGGAACUUAUCUCGGUCUGGAUGUUGCAAUAAAAGUUCUUAGAUCUGAGCGUCUAAGUGAAGCUUUACAAGUCGAGUUCGAUCAAGAAGUGAUGAUUUUAAGGAAAGUAGAUCAUAUUAAUGUCGUUCGUUUCUAUGGGGCAUGUACAAAACCUCCAGAUCUUUGCAUCAUAACAGCUAUUCUAGUGAACAAAGUAUCAUUCAGUUUGACGGGCUGUCCCAUUUCACUGAUACAGAGUACAGACUCGGAAUACAUGCAUGGGGGAAAUCUCUAUGACUAUCUGCAUAAGCAAGAACGUGUUUUGGAGCUCUCCGUAUUGCUAAAGAUUGCUAUAGAUGUCUGCAAAGGAAUGGACUAUUUGCACAAGAAUAACAUUAUACAUAGAGAUUUGAAGACUGCCAACCUGCUCAUUGACCGAAACCAAGUUGUGAAGGUUGCGGACUUUGGUGUAGCUCGGUUUCAAAGUCAGAAAGGAAUAAUGACUGCAGAAACUGGAACUUACCGAUGGAUGGCACCUGAGGUUAUCAACCAUAAGCAUUAUGAUUUCAAGGCGGAUGUGUUCAGUUUUGCUAUUGUGCUUUGGGAGCUUGCAACAUCAAAGGUUCCAUAUGAGAAUCUAACACCCUUGCAAGCUGCAUUAGGAGUAAGACUGGGAAUGCGUCCAGAGCUUCCAAAUGAUAGACAUCCCAGGUUAUUAGAUUUAAUGCAAAGGUGCUGGCAAGAAAAUCCUGAUAUACGAUCCUCUUUUCCCGAAAUACUCAUUGAACUUGAAGAACUGUUGCAACAGGUUCAGGCUAACGGUGAAGCUAAUCAACAAAGUAAAACGAAGAUACAAAAGAAAUCACAGAACAAGUAGGUAAUAUUUUUCAUUUUUAACAUUUUUGUUUUGGUCCUCGUGAAAUGAGUGAGAGAGAGUUUGACAAGCUUCGGUGUUUCUCCCGUACUUGGCUGCGUUCUACUUGUGUAAAGAUGUUUUGAUGUGCCAUGUAAAUUCCUUUCCUUUUGAGUUCUUCAUCUUCAUGAAUACCUAUGUUGUAAAAGAAUGGAUCACUAAAAUUAUCUUCUGAUGAUAAUCAACCCAUCCUUUUUAGAA